Trichogramma pretiosum is the source of this 1465-nucleotide messenger RNA. RefSeq names its product zinc finger protein 154-like. NCBI's taxonomy places the organism in Eukaryota, Metazoa, Arthropoda, Insecta, Hymenoptera, Trichogrammatidae. The record is from RefSeq and is a predicted model, not a curated record. The transcript is spliced from 2 exons. The coding region runs from base 257 to 1273 and encodes 338 amino acids.
ACAUUGUUGAUACUUGAAUCUGUAUCAGACAAUCAACCAUUGAUUGAUUCAACAAUCUGCUUCUGAAGUGAAUACUCGGACUCAAAUUAUUCUAAGAACAUUUUAUCGCGUUUUGUAUUCAAUUUUUCAAAAUGGAAACGGGCGGAACAAGAUAAAUUUUCUUUGAGUCAAUUAAUCAACCUGAUUAGUUUUAUAUUCAUAUAUUGAAGAGUGGAAAUAUUGUCGAAUUAUUAUUUGCUAUUUUGAAGAAAAAAAUAUGAAUGAAAUAAUUCAACCAACGUAUUCAAGACAAUCCCAAAAAUUUAAUCAAGCUAUCUUAAAACAUGAAUGUGACGAAUGUGGCAUGCAAUUUGGAAAGUUCGUUCAAUUGCAAAAACAUAUCAAUUUAAUCCACGUAGCUACUAAAAAGUAUGAAUGCACAAAAUGUGACAAAAGUUUUUUGACUGAGUUGAAGUUGUCUCAACAUAAUGUACUUAUUCAUUCUGCUCCUAAGAUACAUGAAUGUCACGAGUGUCAAAAAAUAUUUAAAAGCAAAUAUUCUUUGAAGUUGCAUUUAGAUGCAGUUCACUUGAAGAUUAAAGAAUACAAAUGCACUGAGUGUGACAAAACAUUUGGAUGGAACAGUACUUUAAGGAAGCACAUGUCUGCCCACCUUGAUUUGAAGCAACAUAAAUGUUCUAAAUGCGACGAAAUUUAUAGGACUAAAGAAGAAUUAAAAAAACAUAUUAACGACGUUCACAUGAGUGAAGGAAAACACAAAUGCAGUGAAUGCCCGAAAGUAUUUGGAAGGGGCGACAAUUUGAAAAAACACAUUGAUUCAGUACAUCGGUUUAAUACCGAAAAAAAAUCUGGACGAAAUGAAAAACAAUUUAUUGAUAGGAAAUCUGAAAUUACGCAUAUACAGGUGCCUCAAGAAGGUCUCCAAAAACAAGAAUGUAAAGAGUGUCACAAACCAUUUAGACUUGUAUCACAAUUAAAAAGACACAUGGACUUAGUUCAUUUGAAACUCCGUGAUUUUGCUUGUGAACAAUGUGGCAAAAAAUUUGGCGCAAAUGCCGCUUUAAAAAGACAUGUAGAUUUGGUCCACUUGGGUAUAAAAAAAUACGAAUGUGAAAAAUGUCAUCAAAAAUGUGCCACUUUAUCAAGUCUUAAGCGACACAUGCAGACAGCUCAUCAAGAUAUAAUACUAUUGAAUGAUAUAAGCAUUAUAGAAUCGUGUUUAGAAUUACAAAUUUGUUCUUACGAAGAUCAACAAGUGAUCAGAAUUCAAUAAAAUCUAUAGGGGACAACGUACAGUCCUUAUUUUUCCUCGACGAGUUACUUACAUAAAACAUGAUUAUAACAACUACUUUCAAUAGAAACUAUUAAUGUUGGAAUUAUCGUUUUCUAAGAUGAAAUUAUUAAACAACUUUUAAACAAUAUUAUUAUGUACUUUUUAAUCUGUAAAUAAAUUAUUUUUAAUUUU